Molecule: messenger RNA, 2331 nt
Organism: Aspergillus pseudonomiae
Lineage: Eukaryota; Fungi; Ascomycota; Eurotiomycetes; Eurotiales; Aspergillaceae
Exons: 2
Coding region: 1-2331 (776 amino acids)
Cellular component (GO): actin cortical patch
Molecular function (GO): phosphatidate phosphatase activity; oxidoreductase activity
Source: RefSeq, a predicted model, not a curated record
AUGGUUUCACCGACAGCUCAAACGAAACAUCCCCCGGUCAUUCAGAAGCUUGAACGCUUGGGGGACCGCUCGUGGAGGAGAGACUCAAUGCUACACUUCCUGACCUCCUUCCUAUGGAAGCAGCCUUCGAUUCAGGCAGUAGAUAUCCGGCAGCAUACAGUGUGGUUAUUCGACAAUACCGCUUAUCUACGCACGACCCCAAUUGCUAAGGGGCUGAAAGAGUCGUGGCACGCAGAAGUCGUCGCUUGCGUUUUUCGAAGGGACAGCCGGAAGGAUAUGAGUAAGAUCGUUGCUAUGAUUGCGGAUCUCAUUGGGCUCGACGGAGAAAUAGGCACCGAAAGGGAGACACGCCAUCAAAUAGCGCGACGGUUACAACCUUUCCUAUAUCAUGUUAUGCCUGCACGUAUGAUGAUGCUCGAAAUUCCACAGCCGAAUAGCACUACCAUCAUCCAGCAACUUGGUCCGACAAACAGCAAUGGCAUCAGCAGUCAGGUGGUGAAUAUGGGUAACCGUCGCAUAGCAGAUGGAAGUGUAGUUCGCUCGUAUCUCCGCGGCUCGAGAGACAAUGUCGAAAUGCGAACCUACUUCGCUGGCCCCAAAGGUUGGCUCGUGAUAUCGGACAUCGAUGACACGAUCAAGUAUACCAAAACCUCCGAGUCUACUGGAAUUCUUCGAACAACCUUCGUCGAAGAGCCGAGGCCUAUUGCCGGGAUGCCUGAGCUAUAUUCUCACAUACACAGAGAACUUUCGCCAGCAUGGUUCUACGUGUCUGCUUCGCCGUACAAUCUGUAUCCGUUCCUGCGAACAUUUAUUCAUACGCAUUUCAAUCCUGGGACCUUGAUCCUCCGAGAUUCCUCUUGGCUGGACGUCAGUGAACUGGUUAAGUCAUUCACAGUAAAUACCAUGGAAUACAAGGUACAGCAAAUCGAGAAAAUCCGACGCCAGUUCCCUCAGCGUGAAGUCAUUUGUAUCGGCGACACAACGCAAAAGGAUCCGGAAGCAUACGCAGAGAUCUAUAAGAAGCACCCACACUGGAUCCGCGCCAUUUGGAUCAGGAAAGUCACCGAUGUCCCACAUCUAGAGGAUCAAAAUUCUCCAGAGAGAUUCAAGGCAGCUUUUCAGGGUGUUCCGGACCAAAUAUGGAAGGUAUUCGAACAACCCGAAGCAGUGUUCGACUUCCCAGCAAAACCCUUUUCUACCACAAUGGACGAGCAAACGUUCGUCCCGGGGACUAUGAGAGCCCUUUAUCACCGACCGGCUUCUACUGCCAUCACCGACCAGACGGCUUUGGAUGCGCCCAGGGUGGAUUCGGGGAUGAUCUUCGACACGGACUUCCCGGUACCAAAGCCAGCAGCAAAUCAGUACCUCAUUAAGGUUCAAACAGCGGCUUUCUCUCAUGACGGACUAAGGCUCGCUCGAACCCUUCACCCGUCAAAAUCAAUCCCUCAGAUUCCCCUACACAACUACUGCGGCAUAGUCAUCAGUACUCCCACCGAAGACCACACUAAACCAGAUGGUCCAAAGUUCAAAGUCGCCGACACCGUCUUUGGACUCAUCAGCAACACCCGCGACGGCGCCGCUGCAGACUACACAGUCGCAACCGAAAAUGAGAUCGCGUUGAAGCCGAAGAAUAUCAGCGCCGCCGAGGCAUCUACCAUCCCUGGACCUGCUCUCACAGCAUGGCAGGCUUUGUUCACAUACGGGGGCCUCGACAACAACGAUGCGCGCCGUGAGCUGCGCGUUCUAGUGACCAAUGCCCGCGAGAACGAGGUCGCUGCCCAGGCGCUCCAACUGCUCCGAGCUCGAUCCCUAUUUCCACACUACCGGCCAUGGAUCUGCGCCACCUGUUCAUGCCCGGAGCACGACGACUUCCUACGCGACCAAGUCCAGGUGGACGAAGUCAUCGACGCCGCGCUCCCCUUACCACAAGACUUCGAUCUCGCCAAGAUCUUCCGCAAGAACAAAUGGGAGCCAGUCGACAUCAUCCUCGACUGCGCCGGAGAACAGAUGUUCAAUCUCGCCCAUUCAUCCGACGUUGUCAAAAACAAUGGCAUCGUCCUGACCGCCGUAGACAACACAGCCGUGCAGCCCAAAACCGCCGACAGAGAAGCCCAGACCCAGAAACAAGGUCUGUUCAGUCGAUUCGUCGCCUUGAACCCAGAUGGCAAGGCACUAGCCCGCAUUGCGGAGCUGGUCGAAGAGGGUUCCAUCCGAGGCCGGGUUCAGAGUAUCGUGGACCUAGCCCAUGGAGCGAAUGUCCUAGCGUCUGAGGCAGCUGGUGCUGGUGGAGCUAGGAGAGGAGGAAUGAUGGUCUUCCGGGUGAAUAUUUGA